Messenger RNA from Meriones unguiculatus (Mongolian gerbil), 6964 nucleotides. RefSeq names its product syntrophin gamma 1 (gene Sntg1). Gene Ontology annotation, molecular function: structural molecule activity; protein binding. The record is from RefSeq and is a predicted model, not a curated record. Bases 1653 to 3206 code for a protein of 517 amino acids. Gene Ontology annotation, cellular component: intracellular anatomical structure; dystrophin-associated glycoprotein complex. The transcript is spliced from 18 exons. NCBI's taxonomy places the organism in Eukaryota, Metazoa, Chordata, Mammalia, Rodentia, Muridae.
UGCACGAGUUCUCCUGUUGGAGCUGGGGCGCUACCCAGGCUCGCCUCCCCCGGCGCUCUCCAGCUUCGACACGGUCCCUGGGAGCGCCUCGGGGGCGCAGUUUUAAGCAGCCUGCCCGUUUUCCACGCUGGGUGUUCUAACCAGCCCCAACCCCGUCUCGCCCCAUUGGUGCUGCACCAGUUGCCAUGUGUGGGUGGCGGAGCCCUCAGCGGCCUCCUGUAGGGCCACCAAACGCGACCCCGCGUCCAGCUCCACAGCAAGCUUCUCCGGUGGAGAGGGGUCCGCACAGCGCCGCCGGGAGCCCGGGAGUCUCGGCUCCUGCGCCCGGGCCUUGCCGGAGUGUUGUAGGGAUGGCUCCGCUUACCUGAUGCUUUACCCUCACCCCAGCUUUUGUGCGGAGAGACGCCCCCGCCCCUGCGGGAACCGGGGCAGUGGGCGGUGGGAGGGCCCGGGCUGGAACGCAGUCUCCUCGGCCCAGCCGCCUGCGCCGACUUCCGCGCUCCAGCCUCUAGGAAACAAAGGUAUCCCUAGCCUUUUCCUGCCCCUUCCUCCGGUUUCCGCAUCAUCUGGCGACAAUCUGUCUGUGUGUCUGGGAACUGAGCAUCCCUACUCUGUCAUCUCGGAAUUCCACACAGGGCUUCGAAAUGUGAACGUGUCUUUCUGCCCUGGCUGGGAAGCAAGAUUGCGGGGGGUUGGGGGGGGGAGGAGAAAGGGGAGGGCUCCAAAAUAGUCCUUCUCGUCUUAUGUAAUUAAGGACCCACGAGCUUUCCGAAGCACCUCUACAGUUUGCACAGUGCUCAGCUUCUCCCCUCUCCUCUCUCUCUUCCUCCCCUCUCUGCCCUGCCUCUUUCUCUCUGCCCCCAACCCCGUGCGCGCCUGUGCGCGCGCCCAUGUUCGUGCGUUCUUUUUCAUUUCUACCAUUAGGAAACCCACUCAGAGUCACUGUGAACUCAGAAGAGGCUCAGCUCUUAUUUCUCACGGAUUUCUGCCUCUCCGGAAACGCUGCCAGCGUAUACAUAUGAGAGUGUCAAGCUGGAGAGACCAUUAAUCCCUAAGAAAUGAGACACGCAGGAGAAAAGGCAAAGCUGGAAGUCUGGAAGCAGCCUUAGCAGGGGUGUUGGAGCUGGCAUCUGUUAAGGGGUCCCAGUCCCCUCGCUUCAGCACCGGAAGGAAUGGACAGCGCCUCCCAGCUGGGCCGCAGCCUCCCGGACCCGGCUGCUGUCCUCGCGGCCAAGCCACUGUCCUCCCCAAGAGCUCUUAGCUGCUAAAAGGCGGUGCCGCCGGUUCCCUUCCUUGAUGGACGAAAACCAGCCCUCCUCAUCCUCUGACACUCAUAGCAACCCGGCUCCGCGGAGUUAAAGUCUAGGCAGCAACUUCAAGAAUACGUUUCUAAAGGGGGCUGGGGGCGAAAUGCAGGCAGAAGAGUGGAGUCGAAGUUCUUAGAAGCACCAAGGAACCAUGGGCGCUGCAGCAGGAGUUGACAUACUCAAAGGCCAACAGUUUUUUAAAUAAGAACGUCCCUGAGUGGAUUGCGGCUGUUGUGGAGAUAGCUUUGGGAGAGGUUGGAGAUCCUAAACCCCAACGUUAAGAGAAGCAGGGAAGACCUCAGAUCCUCUGCUCAGCAGACCACAUCCUUCACAGUGCCACAGCACAUGGAUUUCAGAACUACCUGUGAGGAGACAAAGACAGGGGUUUGCUUGCUACAAGAUGGUAACCAGGAACCUUUCAAAGUUCGGCUUCACCUCGCCAGAGAUCUGCUGAUGCUACAGGAACAGGAUGUGCUAUGUGUGUCUGGUGAGCCUUUCUAUUCUGGUGAAAGAACGGUGACCAUCAGAAGACAGACAGUAGGAGGAUUUGGAUUAAGCAUAAAGGGAGGUGCAGAGCAUAACAUUCCAGUUGUCAUUUCCAAAAUCUCCAAGGAGCAAAGAGCGGAGCUGUCAGGACUGCUUUUCAUUGGCGAUGCAAUUCUCCAGAUAAAUGGAAUUAAUGUGAGGAAAUGCAGACAUGAAGAAGUGGUUCAGGUUCUUCGGAAUGCUGGGGAGGAAGUGACGCUCACAGUGUCAUUUUUAAAAAGAGCACCUGCUUUCCUCAAACUCCCACUGAAUGAAGACUGUGCAUGUGCUCCCAGUGACCAGAGCAGUGGUACCUCCUCUCCUCUUUGUGACAGUGGCUUGCACCUCAACUACCAUCCAAACAACACAGACACGCUUUCCUGCUCCUCGUGGCCCACAUCUCCAGGCCUGCGAUGGGAGAAGCGGUGGUGUGAUCUCAGGCUCCUUCCCCUACUGCACGCCCGCUUCUCCCAGUACGUGCCCGGGACGGACCUGAGCCGGCAGAACGCUUUCCAGGUUGUUGCUGUGGAUGGAGUCUGCAGUGGAAUUCUUCAGUGCCUCUCUGCUGAAGACUGCAUGGAUUGGCUCCAAGCAAUAGCAGCCAACAUUUCAAACCUCACAAAGCACAAUAUCAAAAAAAUCAACAGAAAUUUCCCUGUAAACCAGCAGAUCAUCUACAUGGGAUGGUGUGAAGCCCGGGAGCAGGAAUCCCUCCAAGACAGAGUUUAUACACCCGUGUUUCUUGCCCUGAGGGGCUCCUGUCUUUACAGGUUCCUGUCACCUCCAGUGACCACUUGGGACUGGACGCGAGCAGAGAGAACCUUCUCCGUGUGUGAGAUCAUGUGCAAGGUUCUCAAGGACAGUGAUCUGCUGGAUCGACGGAAACAUUGCUUCACUAUGCAGUCUGAGUGUGGGGAGGACCUCUACUUUUCUGUGGAGUUGGAGAGUGACCUUGCCCAAUGGGAACGAGCCUUCCAAACAGCCACCUUCCUGGAAGUGGAGCGGAUACAGUGCAAGACUUAUGCAUGUGUGCUGGAGAGUCACCUAAUGGGACUCACUAUUGACUUCAGCACAGGCUUCAUCUGCUUUGAUGCAGCAACAAAGGCUGUACUUUGGAGGUAUAAGUUUUCUCAACUUAAAGGCUCAUCAGAUGACGGCAAAAGCAAAAUCAAAUUUUUGUUUCAGAAUCCAGAUACUAAGCAGAUUGAAGCAAAGGAGUUGGAAUUUUCAAAUUUAUUUGCUGUUCUUCACUGUAUUCAUUCAUUUUUUGCUGCCAAAGUAGCCUGUUUGGACCCUCUGUUUUUAGGUAAUCAGGCUGCUGCUUCCGCUGCUUCAAGCUCUGCUCCUACAAGCAAAGCAAAACACAUGGCUUGAUGUGCUGAUCUCUGCCUGACAGUCCUCAGGGUCACUUGGAUAGACUAUGCUACCACAAGGUCAACAGUGGAGUCAGACUGCAAAUGAAGCAGGAGAAAAGUCAGGAGGCAUCUGCCACUGGUUUUACCCUGGCACGCAUCUGGGACUGACCCUGGACGGGCAGAACAGCCUAUUCUUUCUCCACAUAUCUCUAUUAGGACAUGGUUGUCACCAUGCAUGGUGACAAAGAAAUGAUUGGUGUAAAGUAUGUAAAUAGUAUAAAAAUUGUAAGCUACCUAUAAAUAAAAAUAUUAAUUACAUGGCUAUUUCUCUAUUUUAGAUUAUUUUGUAUAUUGAGCCACAUCAUGAACCCUAUCAUUGUAUUAUGAGUGUAAAGAAGUUAAAAAAAAUAUGAGCAAGGCAAGUAGCAUGCAAAAAGCAAACAAACAACAACAACAAAAAACAAACAAAUGGCUUCAAAGACAGAAGGAUCUUACUUUUCUCAUGUUACUCCCUGUAUUCCCAUCCCACCAUUCCACAUGAGAACUCCAGUUGUGUUUAUCUGAUUGUAAAUUAUUCUUCAGCAUAAAUAAAGACAAUUACAUUGGCCUGUGAUAACACAGUAAGAACUUAAACAUUACCUUUUCAGAGACCGUUACUAAAAUGUGGUUCUAUUAGAAAAUGGUAUUAGAUAUGAAUGUCAAAACACUCAGGACUCUCCUGUUCUUCAUUUAAAAACACUUCUUCUUUUAUUAUAAGGUUUAUGAACAAACUAAACCUUCAUAAAGUUAAAUGAACCAAAAAUCUUGAAAAGAAAAUGAUAUCAAUAAAUUACGUGAAAGAAACAAGUCUUCGUAAGUUUUCUGUUUAGUCAGGAACUAAAAAGACCCUGAGAAGUAGCCGCAGAACCUAUGAGAGCUGGUGAUGUUUUCACUUGAGCAUAUUUAUGAGUAAAUUAAGUGAGAUUUGAAAACAAAAGUCACAAUGAAAGUGCAUGUCAUAGAGCUCCAUGGAGAGAGAUUAAGUAGUGUCAAAUAAUCUGUGCUGCUGUAGCCAACUUAUAUCUGAUUAGAAAGGUAAAAAGACAGAAGUGGGCAGGGUGGUGGUGUGUACACACGGCCGAGAGCUAGUGCUAACUAGUCAUGCAAAGCAGGAUGCAUCUUUCAUCCUUUCCUAAGGCUCUGUUUCUGUUUACUUUAAAAUAAAAGUAAAAAUAAAACCCAUUUUUUAUUGGUACACAUUUGCUAGACAUUGUUUGAUCUCUUUUAAAAUGACCAAGUUUUUUUAAUAUGCAGGUCAAUAUUCCGUCCUUAAAUUAAAGACAAUCCCACAUAAUACUCAUAAGAAAAAUAACAUUAUUUGCUCAAAGGAACACUUAUCAAUGAAAGUAAAGUCAGAAAAUAGUGAGAGAUUUCACAACCAUUAAAAAAGUUAAUUCAUUUCUGCAGUGGAUUAAGUGAAAUGUUAUGAGAUAUAAAAAAUGCUAACUUGGGUCUAAGAUUCCUUGACAAAAGAACAGAAAAUUUUGAAAGUAAAGGCGUAUAUUUAAAAUAUCAGUCUACACCUACAAGAGUCAUUUUGGGAUUACUGCUUAUUAUAUCAACCAAACACAAAGGCUAAGGUAAACUCUGAAUAACCCUAAAAUCUGAGUUCUGUCUCUUUAAGGAAAAGGAGAGAGAGUAGAGAGGGGCAGCGCUUACUAUCUCUUCUGAAAGCUCUGUGACCAAGCGGUGCUGGAGCCCCAUGGUGGGGGACCUUGUCUGCGGGCCAUGGGAAAUGGGAAUGGUAUCUAAAAGUGAAAUAAGUUAGCGAUAACUUGGAAUUUAAAACUAAAAGAAGGUUUUCUUUAACCAGUUAAAAACAAUCUUGUGGGGCUGGAGAGAUGGCUUAGCGGUUAAGGGUUAUUACUGCUCCUGUGAGGGACCUGAAUUUGAUCCCAGCACCCAUCUGGAGUGACUCACAACCAUCCGGGUUUACCAUUCCAGGAGCUGUGAUGUCUUCUUCUGAACUCAGCAGCACCAGGCACACAUGGGAUGCACGCACGCACAUGCAGGAGAAACACCACAUAAAAUAAGUCUAAAAGGUAGAAUUUACAACAUUCCACCUAAAUAUACAAAAAUGAAUCAAGUCUUUUUUAUUGUUGUUAUAUCAAAUAUUCUACCAGUGCUCGCUCCAUGCAGACAGUAAGGGUAUGAGAUAAGCUCUCCAGUAUGGAGCCUGGGUACUGUGUGUACUUACAGACACACGAAUAUAUAGAGAGGAAGACAGGUAUAAAAUAUUGAGCUUCAUUAUACCGAAAGAAAAUGUUUCACUGACAUGUAUAGCAUAAUUUGAAUUCAGCUAUAACGUGUUCCUUGAAUUAAAAUCUAUUAAAACAACCUUAUUAUUCUUAAUUUUUAUAAAUUGGUUAAAAUAGCACCAUGCAGAAAUUGCUAUUUAACAUGAUUAGUGGCAUAGGCACCAAUUAGGAAAGUACUGUUCUGAUUUUGAUCAGUUCAAUAGUUAAUGUUUAAUGCUUUCUAUAUAGUGAGAUUAACCAGUCAUUUUCUGUGACUUGGGCUACAUGAAUGAGAAAAUUUAGAAAUUAAUCAAAACACAGAUUUUAAUUUCUCAGUAGCUUAGGUUCAGAUAUAGGGGAUUUUUUUUUCAACAAUUCCAAGUUUGAGCAUUAAACGCACAUGUGAAUGCUUAAUGAUAUUUUAACCCCUCCAGUGCCUUGAUGGAUGUGUAUGUACAUACAUGUGUGUGUGCAUAGACCAUUAAAGGGGUUAUUACGGUGUACACAGAGUACAAGCUUAAUGGAAAAUGUAGUUAUGUGAGUUAGAGACAGGAGUUUAAAAUGACUUUUACAAUGCUAGGAUGAGAAUGUCUUUUCUGUGAUGAAAAGUACAAAUCACCUGAAAUGAAGUAUACCAAAACAGGGACAUUUGAAUUUGCUAUUGUACAAUUCAAAAUUACCUUAAUAUAAUAUUUAAAAUAAUAAAUACCCAAUGCUUCCCAUCCGAUCUUAUUUUUAAAGAGCAGGAUGAGGUAGUAAUUUCUCACUCCUGUUUCAGGCAUGAGCUGACUUGCUCCUUUAAAGCCUUUGCUCAUACAACUAUCAUUCAACAAGGAGGAAAGAAAUUAGUGCCAGGUCAGUAUUGACAAGCAGAGAAAUCAGUUCCAAUGUAGGAAGUAUGGCUGACCUCUAGGCAAUUAGUUAAUGACAACAUAUCCCUUAUUUACGGUGACAGAGGUUAUUCAUAGUAUAGCCCAAGUCGAAUGCUGAACUUAAAGUGAAGCUUGACUUAUCAAUGAGGAAAAGUAAAUGCGACCAAUCACUUCAUUUCACUGUUUCAAAGUUGCAGUGUGGAGAAGCUUUACUGUGCAAGGACAAGAUGGUGCUUAACUUUGUAAGGUAAGUGUCUCUGUUCCAACCUAAGGAAAAACGUUUUGCUCCUGUUGAUACUGAAUGUGCUCAUAGGCGGAAGGACUCUCUUGAUCCAUAUCUCAAAAAUUGCUGUUUGUGUUUUGUUCUGAGUCUUUAAUGCAUUAAAAUCAUAUCACUUUUCAUAAUAGCUUACCUUUAAAGAUGAAUAAAAUAUAAAUGUUAUAUAUUUUAUACAUACUACGAUGUAGUGAAACAGAAAGAUAAAAAUGUAAAUAUAUUUAUUUCAUAUUUAAAUGUUUUAGUGGAUAUUUGUAAAAUACAAAUUGAGAUCUGUGACAACCAGUCUGUCUUUGAGUUCAUUAAUGUACUAUUACUAAAAUAAAUACUUUUUUAAUGAAGCAUACUAGAA